AUGCCGUGGAAUGAAGAGAUGCAGCAGUUUAUGGCAAUCGAUUUCGAGCAGGGGACGCUGAUGCCCAAAAAGCAUCCAAACAAACCUUAUUUAUAUCCAAAGCGUAUGCGAAACUCUUCUGAUCCUGAAAAUGCGAAGCGGCCUGGUGGGCUUUUGGCCGCGCAGAUUAAGUAUACAGAAGGAAACUGUGACAGCGUGCAUCAAAGACUAUCGGGAUCUCUCAAGCCGACAGAUUCCUUUCUCGCGAUACAGGUAUGCGUAACGCAUUUAGCUCUUCGCCAGGACCGGCCGUUUCGCUCUUUGCGUGAAGAUUACGAUAUUGCCAUUGCAAAUUUUUGGAAGAGACAUUUGACAAGCAGAGAGGAGUAUACUUUGCAUUCGUCUUACAAGCUGACGGACCCGCCUCUUGGCUGGCAUGUAAAUUUCGGGAGGCUUACUUUUGGCUCCAAAUGGAUCGGUUACUAUUCGUGCAUCCAUCCCUUUAGGGGGGUAGACGACCUUAUCGAUCGUCAGACGUGUGCUGAUUUCUCGACGCAUUGGAACAAACUCCCUCAUUUGCUGCUUGACGUGGUUGUAGGGCCCGUGGCCUGGCCGGAGUUAUUCGAACGGGAGGAGUUCCCAUAUUCUGCCGCCGAUGACAUUCACCGAGAAUGGUAUAGCGGUGAACAGUUUGGGGAUGGCGAUACCUAUAAAGUCUUGGGAUUCUCCGAAUGUUUGCCCGGGAAGCAAGGGGGCUUCCCUGGUUGGAAACGCGUCUGUUUCAUGAUCUAUGAAUACACAGACCAAGGCUACGAAACCUGUCUAGGUGCGGGUGCUCUAGGAAACUGGGAGCCCGGCAACUGGGUAGAGAAUUUUGCAUGGGCAUAUGGUUAUGAAGGCGCAGUUCUACAAGGUGGUAGAAUUAUGAUGGGAAGAUGGAGGAAGAUGAUGUCCCAGGAAUGGGAUGGGGGCCCAUUUAUAUUCUGGGAACCGCUGUGAGGAAUAUGGCUUGGCAGGCGAGCAGGAAAAUUAGUGCUUGCGGAGGCAGCACAGAGCAUUUUUCGGUUCUUCUUGCCUGUGGUUGCAUUGGGCUCUCGAAAACCUGCAGCUAAACCGGUUACGCUAAGGUGGCUUGUUUGCUUCUGGGACUUCUCCCAGUUUAUCCUGCAGUAUGCCACGAGAUCGACGCACCGAUUGUUUGUCAAAGAAUUAUGAAGCUUUAUAAAAAUGCAAAACAAGGAGAAUACUUUCAGUCAUUACAUCAACACCUCACUCCUCGAUAUCUUUCACUUUCUCCCACUGGCCUUUCAGGUUCUCUUUCCACAAGCUAACUUUGUUAUCACC
Messenger RNA from Coccidioides immitis RS, 1323 nucleotides. RefSeq lists its product as uncharacterized. NCBI's taxonomy places the organism in Eukaryota, Fungi, Ascomycota, Eurotiomycetes, Onygenales, Onygenaceae. The coding region runs from base 1 to 978 and encodes 325 amino acids. The transcript has 4 exons. The record is from RefSeq and is a predicted model, not a curated record.